Mollisia scopiformis is the source of this 336-nucleotide messenger RNA. RefSeq lists its product as uncharacterized. The coding region runs from base 1 to 336 and encodes 111 amino acids. The transcript has a single exon. NCBI's taxonomy places the organism in Eukaryota, Fungi, Ascomycota, Leotiomycetes, Helotiales, Mollisiaceae. The record is from RefSeq and is a predicted model, not a curated record.
AUGUACUCCAAAUCACCAAGAAAAUCUACCAACAAGCGCAGACCAUCUAAGCGCGUACACAUCGAAGUCAAUUACACUUACAGUCAAGGACCAACACCUCUCCUCGAACAGCCAUUCUCGAGAUCAAACACUCUCGCAACUUCGAUCAUCGUAGCACUAUUCGUCAUUCUCUUGCUCGUCAUCUUCACGCCACGAGCAAAAGCUGACCCGCCAACACCAAUCGAUAUUCGAAAGUCUCACUCUCCAAUUGAUCCUUGGCACUCGAGCGCAAGUACGACGGCCACUUCCUUACUUCGACCCACCAAACAACUUUCAAACACAUACCAAGAUCCAUAA